AUGUUGCGCCUCUUGUCCUGGACAGGCUGUGAUAAGGUCAACUCCCCAGAAAUGAGGAUGUUUGUCCCCAAGCAAGAUUCUCCGGGAUCGGGUGUGCUCACCAUACCUUCCUCAAACAAACGCAAACAAACCACCGAUCAUCACGGUCAGUCAGAGAGAAAACGGGCCAGAAUUGUGGAUAAAAGAAAGAACGGGUCUGUAAACGUGCCCAACAACUCUGCCCCGACUCUCUCUUCUGAUGGCCGGACCAACACUCCGCCCACUACCCCCGGGCCGCCAUCAUUCCUACCAUCACCCCCAGAUCUCAAGAUAGCGGAGUCGGGAAUGCCAGACAUGACGUCGCCCGUGAAGGACGCUGCGGCAGUGCGAUUGGAAUCGGUUCGCAAUGUCAUUCAGACACAAAUCAGCCUGGAAAUCCUUCUGAAGCACAAAGAACUUCGGCUGAUUGAGCAAGAGAUGGCAAAAUGUCAAGUGGCUCUAGAGCAACUUCGUCGAUGCAAAGAGAUUCCUUAUCCGGGAACUCAACAACCCUUUCUGGCUGUCUGCAAUGGUACCGGACCUGCUCUUCGAAGCUCUUUUCCGACUCCUCUCCCUCAAUCUCCCGCUCCAUGGGGCGUCCGAGACGGGCCUUACACGAGGCACUAUGCGAAAUGGCUCCUUCCGGAUCCCCUCUUUGAUGGUGGUGAACCCGAACCGGCAUACGACAUUCCGGCUGGCAAGUCUCCGAUGAAGUCGAGGUCCACUCGAGGAAGCUACGCGGACGGAUUUCAUACAUCAAGCCAGUCUCGUGCACAACGCAGCGGCCAUCUCAAAGCCUUACCCAGUGGAAACGUUCCGCCCAAAGAGAAGAGCCACAAUCCGACCAUCGUCGAAAGGAAGUCUGACGGUUUGAUGGUAAGACUUGUCUGCCCAGACUGUGGUCGACAUGACUUUGGCAGUGCCCAAGGUUUCAUCAACCACUGUCGCAUCGGACACGGCAGGCUUUUCGCAAGUCAUGAUGCGGCAGCGGAUGCCUGUGGAGAACCAGUGCAAGUCGAUGCAUCUGGAGCAGUGAUUGGCGCCGAACCCACGGUGCCAUCUACUGCCGGAAAUGUUCAUCCACUCAUUCGUUCGGCCAAACUCCUCCAGCCCUCCGUUCUUGCCGCACGGUCGUCUUCUGCAACAAAAGACUCGGCCGGGGUUUCUCAAUCCCAAGAUAUCUCACCUGACUUCAAGGCGUCGGUCUUGACACCAAACCUUUCGGAACUGGUCAAGAAUAAGGGACUUGGCCUCGAUCUUCAAGAGAUGGUAUCAGAUGCCAAGACGAAAGUUGAAAUGCCCGAAUCGGAAUCGGAGGAUGAUGAGAUGGAUUUGGUGGACGUGCCAGUGCCGAACGCAAUUCAAGGUCGCCAUCCGCAAGUUGCCGGCACCAAACCACCUCGAAAACCCGCCAAAUCUCCUGCGUCUUCCCCAUUGUUGAGCUCCAACAUGUUGAGCACUCCGGCAGCUUCGCGGGCACCAGCAGCGGGGUUACAACAACACGGUGGCGCUAGCGAAUCUUUCGCCCCGCAACGUCCUCGAGGAAUGACUCUGCCCAUGAGUCAGCCUUCUGCAAUACAGCUUCAACCUUCGGAUCCAUCACCCACCAGUGAAUCAAAUCAAGCUCCUAGUCUUGUCGAUGACGAUGAGGAAUACGAGCCACAUUCGCCAACAAGCAGUUCGGUCUCUGACGACGAACACGAUGUUGGUGAAGUUCAAUUCGAAGUUCAAGGUGAUGACGAUGAUGCGCGAAGUGUUUUGCGCGGACCCGAGUUUCAACCCAAUUGCGCACAACCCGCUAGACCGACUCCGCAUGUUCGAAGACCUUCAGCUAUUCGUCGACAAGGUGAGGAUAGGGAAGAAAAGCAUGUCAGUUUUGUGAGCCCAAGUCCGGCACGAGACAUGCCAGCGGCUCGUCAAAGCGGAGACCGAAAGAGACGCAAGACUUAG
Molecule: messenger RNA, 1968 nt
Organism: Rhinocladiella mackenziei CBS 650.93
Lineage: Eukaryota; Fungi; Ascomycota; Eurotiomycetes; Chaetothyriales; Herpotrichiellaceae
Exons: 1
Coding region: 1-1968 (655 amino acids)
Source: RefSeq, a predicted model, not a curated record